Molecule: messenger RNA, 915 nt
Organism: Trichoderma citrinoviride
Lineage: Eukaryota; Fungi; Ascomycota; Sordariomycetes; Hypocreales; Hypocreaceae
Exons: 1
Coding region: 1-915 (304 amino acids)
Source: RefSeq, a predicted model, not a curated record
AUGUCAACCCCUGAGAUGAAAAAGGGCCUCACCUUCAGCGACCUCCCCACGGAGAUCCGCCUCCAGAUAUGGGAGCACAUCAUCCGCCCCAGCGUGCACCGCAUCUCCGCCGUCUCGCCGGCGCCCACCAUGCACGUCCAGGCCUCCCGCACGCUCGCCCGAUCGACGGCGCCCGCCCGCGCCGCCCUCGCCGUCAACCGCGCGGAGCGAGCCCUCAUCCUGCGCCAUCUGCUGCCCAACGAGAUGCCCGUCUUCGGCCACAACAAAACCAAGCACGGCGUCCUGCGCUUCCACGCCGCCAAGGACAUCAUCUGCUUCGUCUGGGAGGUGCUCAGGAGGCGGUUCAUCUCCCUGUCCAUCAAGUGGUGGGAGAUGGGCCGCUUCAAGGGGGAGGGUGAUGCAGGCGGCGACCAACGCCCGGCGUGGAUGUCCCAGGUGCAGAACAUGGCCAUGGAGCUCGCGCCGACGGAGCGAGGCUGGCACGAGAACGCGCCCAUCUUUGCGUCCUUUGGGCUGGGGAACCACUGUUCCUGGUUCAGCGGGCUGAAGCAGCUGUACGUUGUAUGCGAGCCGCAGGACGAUCAGCUGCGGGCGAGGUUCGUCGCGAGGACAGAUCCCGAUGGCACCGUGUCCGUCGUCAAGGUGGACAAGGGGUACGUCGUGAAGCUUCAGAAGCAGCACGUCCGCGAGGCGUUCCUCCAUACGGGGACGUACGCGGGCAGAGACGAGACGCACGCUUACGUCUCUGGCGCGGCGGCCAUUGACAAGUUGCAGGCGAGACGGUCGGCGUGCACCGCGGUCAGCCAGGUUUUCGCAGUGAACAAGAGGCGGGGGAAGCAGGAGCUGGAGGGGUCGCCCGAUUACGGGCUCCGGAUCGAUGUCAAGGUGGGCGUCUUGCUGCAUACGAGGAAGUAG